Messenger RNA from Epinephelus lanceolatus (giant grouper), 893 nucleotides. RefSeq names its product calcium and integrin binding 1 (calmyrin) (gene cib1). Lineage: Eukaryota; Metazoa; Chordata; Actinopteri; Perciformes; Serranidae. Gene Ontology annotation, molecular function: calcium ion binding; magnesium ion binding. The record is from RefSeq and is a predicted model, not a curated record.
CACAGGAAAUCCAGCCAGAUACCGGAAGUAAGCGAUGUAAAACCGAGUUGUUGACUAAUAGUUCGGUGUAUAACUUUUUACAACAACAAAAGUAUACUUUCGAGUCGAAGUUUUGAAAAUGGGCACCACGGCAAGUCAACUUGGGAAGGACUUGCUCUCGGAAUAUCAAGAACUGACAUUCUUGACAAAACAAGAAAUUCUUCUCGCUCACAAGAGAUUCACUGAACUGCUCACAAAAGAUGAGAAAGACCUCCCAAACACCAGAGUGCCCAUGGAGAGGAUUCUCACUCUGCCAGAGCUCAAGUCCAACCCUUUCAGGAAAAGAAUCUGCCAUGUAUUCUCCACAUCUGAACACAAAGAUGGAAGCCUCACAUUCGAGGACUUUCUGGAUCUCUUGAGUGCCUUCAGCGACUCUGCUACUCUGGAAAUCAAAUCCCACUAUGCAUUCCGUAUUUUUGACUUUGACGAUGACGGAACUCUUGAUAGUGGUGAUCUGGAGAAGCUGGUAAACUGCCUGACCGGUGAGACAGAUGACACAAGACUAAACCCUGAUGAAAUGAGACAGCUCAUCAGCAAUAUUCUUGAAGAGUCAGACAUCGACAAGGAUGGAACCGUGAACCUCUCGGAGUUUCAGCACGUCAUUUCAAGGUCGCCGGAUUUUGUCAGUUCUUUCAAGAUUGUGCUGUGAAGACAUCUAACGGACUGUGGAAAUGCACCAACCUAUAACUCUCACAUGGUGUUUAAUUUUCAGUUGGAACUAUUUUAGACAUUUGCCUUAAAUUAAUAUAAGCUGUGGAUUUUACUGCCUUAACUAUUUUAUGCAACGUUUGUGAAAUAUAAAACCUGUGAUUUUUUAUUACUAUACAGAAAAUUAAAAUUAUUUCCAAAAACUA